Messenger RNA from Paramecium tetraurelia, 7446 nucleotides. RefSeq lists its product as uncharacterized. The transcript has 5 exons. NCBI's taxonomy places the organism in Eukaryota, Ciliophora, Oligohymenophorea, Peniculida, Parameciidae. The record is from RefSeq and is a predicted model, not a curated record. Gene Ontology annotation, cellular component: nucleus.
AUGAAUAAUAAAACGCUGCUUAUAGUGUUAUUACUAGCUUGCACUUUAGGAGCUUAAUAAUUCAUUUAAUUGGGUAGCAAUUUAAAAUUGCAUAGUUUAAGUGAAUUGCAUCAAUUGGAGACUAAUUCCCUGGAAUGUAGUCCGACAUUGGGUGAAGUAAGCAAAUCAAUGGAUACAUGGUCUGAAAUCUUAGAAAAUCAAGACCAACUCAAUGCAGAUUCGCAUAAUCUUUAAUAAUUAAAGGUGGCAUUGCAAGAUUUUCGAGGAGACGGUUACGAAGAUGUCGAACCAAUAUUGUUGCAAUUCAGAAAUUCAUUUUCAGAUAUCUUGAGUCAAAUAAGCGCACACCAUCUACAAAUUACCCCUUAUCAAAGAUGGAGAAAGGAUAGUGCCAUGGAAUUACAAGGAGUAGUAAGUUUAUUAGAUACUGCUGAGAAUGAUAAAGAAUUACAAAUGUGCUGCGAUAGAAUAGAAUAAUUGAUUAAUAGAUUAAUGUCAGAGAGAGAAUAAGUGAGAAAGCAAUGUUAAAAGGGACCCUAGAUUACAAUCAACAUUAUAAAUUCUAAAGCAGACCAAGUGAGAGAAGUUACAAAAGAAUGUUCAGAUGGUUAAGGAACUAUUAUAAGAAUUAAACCGCUUGAAGAUGAUAAACAAGUAGUCCCAGGAAAACCUGAUGGUCAAUAACAAGGAAAUGAAGAAACUAAGAAACCUGUCCAACCUAUCUAACCAAUCUAACCAACAUAACCAGUCCGACCAGGUCCAGCUGAUAGAGUUCCAGAAGGAGAUGAUUAAUAGGAAUAAAGUGUUUCUGAACCAAGUAGUACAACAGAUGAAGAGGAUGAUGAGGAUUCCACAAAUAAAAAGAAACCAGCUGACUUUACCAAUCCAGAUCCUGUGGUAUAGAAGGAAAGAGAAAGUCAAGAACCAUUGACUGAAUAUGGUUACGGAUAUUGGGCUAAAUUUUUAUUGGCUUAUCCUAAGUUCUUACCGAAUGGAAAAGAUGCUCCUUGGUAUUUUGUCUCUAGAUUGAGUGCAAAUAAGAAAGAUGAAAAUAUCAAUAUGGGAGAUAGAUUGUUGGCUGUUUGGUUGGGUAAAGGAUAUUAUCAUUUCACAACUUGUGAUUAACCAAAGAAUCAACCAAAUGUUGCUCAAAAUGUUAAUUAUCCUGAAGAUUUUGAUGGUGUUUGGACUUAUAUUUACUAUUCAUACAGUGUUGAGAAAAAGAGAGCUGUUGCUUUUAUCAAAUUUGGAAAUGAUGAUCUUAAAAAGGUUACUCAUGAUGUUUUGAAUCCAUCAACAAAAUGGGUUAGAUUCACUAUUGGAGGUAAAGAUUAAAAUAGAUAUCCUGGCUUCAAUGGUUUAAUCUAAUAAAUUUAUUUCAGUACUAAACCAGGUGUCUUCCUUGAUUCUGAAGAUGAUGUUAUUGGUAAAUUGUAAGCAUAAAAGAAACAACCAAAGGAUUUCUUACCUGAAUUAAUUACUUAUAAGGUGGUCUCAAAUCCAUAAUAAAGAGAUCCCGAUACCAAAGAAAUUCUUUCUAUUGUUGGAACAACAAAAAAUCCAAAGUUUCCACAUGAAUAUGCUUUCAGUGGUUGGUUCAAAUGGGAAGCACCAAAAUAACAAUAAGAUUGGCAUAAUAUCUUCAGAGUUCAAAUACAACAACCAUCAACUGAUAAAUUCUUGGGAGAUAGAACAUUAUCUGCCUGGGUAGGAAAACAAGAUGGAGGUAUCAUUCAUUUACCAACCUAUACAUUUUCUAAUUUGGAAGGUGGUGGUAAUCCAAAUGUGAUUAGGAAUAUCCCACACUAAAAUAGACACACUGAAUGGUUCUUUGUUUAUUUUGGAUAUUCAAGACCUUAGAAGAAGGCUGUUGCUACAAUUCAAUGGAAACAAUCAACUGAAAAAUAAGAAUAUGAAAACAUCAGACACUUCCAAGUUCCUAAGUUCUACAUUUAUGUAGGAAAAGACAAAUAAUUCCCAGGAUUCAAUGGUAAAGUUGCAUUAGUUGCUUUCAACGUUGGAGAAGGAUCAUUCAAACCUAGCAAUGACUUUACAGGAAAAGGUGAUCCCUUUAGUUUUGUGACUGGUAAAAAGAAAUUGAUUGGAGUUCAACCAGAAAUAGACACUGAAGAAGAUCCUGAAAAAUAAAAGAAACCAUAUAAAGCAGUUGAUGAUGUAGAGACUGAUGGUUUGACUAGACCAAGUUCAAGCGAAGAAAAUAAACCAGUCAUUGAAGAAAAUUAAGAAGAUGAAAACGAAUUAGUCGAAUAUGGUUAUGGAUUUUGGAUGAGAUUCUUAACUGCUUACCCUGAUAGAUUAUUGAAUGGAAAGAAUGCUCCAUGGUACUUUGUUUCUAGAUUAACUUCAAAUAUGAAUUACAAAAAUAUUGAUAUGGGUGACAGAUUACUAGCCAUUUGGUAAGGUUAAGGAUAUUACCAUUUCACUACUUGUGAUUAACCAAAGAACCAAGCCAAUGUAAUUCAAAAUAUCAAUUAUCCAAAUGACAUUGAAGGAUUGUGGACAUACGUUUACUAUUCAUACAGUUCAGAAGCUAAAAAAGCUAUUGCCUUCAUCAAAUAUGCAGAUCAAGAACCAAGAACAAUCUUACACUCAGUUCAACAUCCCGCUGCCAAGAAAGUCAAAUUCAUUUUGGGUGGUAUGGAUAAUAAAUAAUAUCCUGGAUUCAAUGGUUUAUUUAGUUAAGUCACAUUUUCAGCUAGACCAGGAGUAUUUUUGGAUACAAUUGAAGACUUUUCAGAUUAAUUAAAAAGAACAAUAAUACCAAAGUAAGAUUUGGAUUAAUUCUACAAUCAUGAAUUAGUUUCUGAUAUCAUUUCUAGAAAACCAAAUGACAUUCCAGACUAUGAUGAAAUUGGUGGUGGACAAGAAAUGUUCCCACAUGAAUAUGCCAUUUCAGGAUGGUUCAAAUGGGAACAAACUUAAUAAUAGGUUUGGCACAAUGUUUUCAGAGUUCAAAUAAAGAAGCCAUCCACUGACAGAUUCUUGGGAGAUAGAACAUUAUCUUGUUGGAUUGGUACUGCUUAAGGAGGUAUCUUACAUUUCCCAACAUACACAUACACAAAUAUGAAUGGAGCAGGUAAUCCAAAUAUGGUCAGCAAUAUCCAACACAAGAAUAGAAUUUUCGAUUGGUUCUUUGUUUACUUUGGAUAUUCAAAAAAUUAAUAAAAGGCAUUUGUCGGAGUUAGAUUUGCAUCAGGACUUGAAACCUUAGAGUAUAACAAUGUCAAUCAUUAUUAUGCACCUAAAUUCUACACAUUCGCUGGCAAAGACUUGCACUUCCCAGGAUUGAAUGGCAAAUUGGCAUAUGUGAACUUUAACUUAGGAGAUGGAACAUUCAGAAAGACUCCAGAUUUCAAACAUCCAGAUGACAUCUUUGGAUUACAAAAGGGUGAAAUCAACAUCCUCAAAAAGCCAGAUUAAAAGAAAGUACAACCAGAAGUUGAUAAGGAAACUGGAGAAACUUAAAUUCCAAAUGCAGUAUCUGAUAAUACACCCAAAGUUACUAAGGAAUUCAAAUCAGAAUAACCUCUUGCUGAAUAUGGUUACGGAUUUUGGAUGAGAUUCUUAACUGCUUAUCCAGUCAAAUUGCCGAAUGGAAAGAAUGCACCUUGGUAUUUCAUUUCAAGAUUAGCCAACAGACCUAAUUAUGAUAAUAUUGCUAUGGGAGAUAGAACUUUGGCUAUUUGGUAAGGACAAGGAUAUUAUCACUUCACCACAUGCAAUUUACCAGGACAAGUCAAUGUAAUUAAGAAUGUCAAUUACCCAGCUGAUAUUGAAGGAUUGUGGACAUAUGUCUACUAUUCAUAUAGUAGAUAAGAGAAGAAGGCAGUUGCAUUCAUUAAAUUUGGUGCAACAGAUCCAAUUGAUGUUGUUCACUAAGUUACUCAUCCAGAUAAUAAUUAUGUUAAAUUCAUUUUGGGAGGUAAAGACAAUAAUAGAUAUCCUGCAUUCAAUGGUUAAUUCUAAUCAGUUGUUCACUCUGCUUCUCCUGGAGCCUAUAUUGGAUCCCUUGAUUAAUUCAAGGCUUUCCUUGAUAAACAACCAAAUCCUUUAGGAUCUAAAGUUCCUUUGACCACAACCCCACUAGUUGAUAGUUAAAUCACAAGAAAUCCAGGAACUCCAGGAAAUACAUAAACUGUUGAAGCUCCAUUCCCUAAAGAAUACGCGUUCUCAGGUUGGUACAAAUGGGAAUAACCAACACCCUAAUAGGCAUGGCACAAUCUAUUCAGAGUCCAAAUCAGUUAGCCAUCAACAGACAACAGUCUUGGUGAUAGAACUUUAGCAGGAUGGGUUGGAAGUGGAGCAGGAGGUAUCAUUCAUUUGACAACAUACUCAUACAAGAAUAUGAAUGGAGCUGGUCCAAAUAAUCUACCAUAAAAUAUCAAUCAUAAAAAUAGACAUUUUGAAUGGUUCUUUGUUUACAUGGGAUAUUCAAAGAAUGAUAAAGCAGCUUAUGCAUAUGUCAAAUGGAGAGAUAGCGAAGAUAAUUUAGAAUACAAAGACAUCAAUCACUACCUUGCUAAGAAAUAUUUUGUUUUCGUUGGUAAAGAUGUUCAAUUCCCAGGAUUCAAUGGAAGAAUUGCAUCUACAGCCUUUAAUCAUGGAGAAGGAUCAUUUAGAAAAGGAAAUGAUUUCAAACAUCCAACUGAUGCAUUCAAAUUUGAUAAAGGAAGCUAGUUAAUUCCAAAAGUUGAUCCAACAAAACCUGUUGUAGAUGAUAAGACUGAAUAUGGAAGCAAAUUCAAUAAUAAUGCCCCCAACGUUGAUAAAACUUUGGCAUCCAACGAUCUUUUGGUUGAAUAUGGUUAUGGAUUCUGGGCUAGAUUCUUAACUGCAUAUCCAGCAAGAUUAAUUAAUGGAAAGAAUCAACCAUGGUACUUUGUAGCAAGAUUAACAACCAAUGUCCAAUAUGAUAACAUUAGAAUGGGAGAUAGAGCCUUAGCUAUUUGGUAAGGACAAGGAUUCUACCAUUAUACAACAUGCAAUAAAUAAGACGGAAAUGUUAAUGUGAUUUAAAACAUCAAUUAUCCAGCUGAUAUUGAAGGAGUUUGGACAUACAUCUACUAUUCAUACAGUGCAGAGAAGAAGAAAGCUGUGGGAUUCAUUAAGUAUGGAAAUGAUGAUGUCAAAUCAAUCACUCAUUCAAUAACACAUCCAGAAACCAGAUAAGUUAGAUUCAUUUUAGGUGGUAUGGAUAACAAUAGAUAUCCAGCCUUUAAUGGUAUCUUCACUAAAGUCUCAUAUUCUCAUGAGAAAGGAGCAUUCAUUGAUAGUUUAGAUGUUUUGAAAACAAGAUUAGGAAUUGUGCCAGAUGUUGACACUCCAGCUGUUAACAAGAAGAUUGUUGCAGGAUAAAUAGAAAGAGUUCCAACUGUUGCUCAUAUUGGUGAAACUGUUGGAGAUGAAUAAACUAAAUUACCAUAAGAAUAUGCUUUAAGUGGAUGGUUUAGAUGGGAUAAAUUAUAAGGAUAGUAAGUAUGGCAUAAUAUCUUCAGAGUUACAAUUAAUUCACCAUUCUCUGAUAGAUUUUUAGGAGAUAGAACAUUAGCUGUUUGGGUUGGUACCACCGCAGGAGGUAUUUUACAUCACACUACUUAUACAUACAAUAAUAUGAAUGGAGCAGGAAAUCCUAAUAUUAUUCAAAAUAUAUAACACAAAGAUAGACAUUAAGAGUGGUUCUUUUUGUAUUAUGGAUAUUCAAAGAAAGAUCAAAAAGCUUAUGCUUAUGUCAAAUUCAAGGAUAGUGAGGAAUCAUUAACUUUCUAGAAAAUCAAUCACUACUUAGCCCCUAAGUUCUUUGUUUAUUUAGGCAAAGAUCCUAACUUCUAAGGAUUCAAUGGUUAAAUUGGAUUUGUUAAUUUCAACAUUGGUAAAGGUAGUUUCAAAACAGGAAACGAUUUCCCAGAUGAUAAAGAUAAAUUUGGAUUUUUAGAUGGAUCUAAAGCUAUUGCUAAACCCGUUGAACCACCUAAACCAGAUGCAAUUCCAGAAGCUGAUAAAUCAGUAUUUGCAAGUGCUUCAAGUGCAGAUUCUGCAAAGGUUGACAAAUAGACUGUUGCGGGUGAUUAAAAUUUAGUUGAAUAUGGUUAUGGAUAUUGGUUGAGAUUCUUAACAAAGUAUCCAGAGUAAUUACCAAAUGGAAAGAAUUAACCAUGGUACUUUAUAUCCAGAUUAACUACAAAUGUUCAAUAUGAUAAUAUUAGAAUGGGAGAUAGAGCUUUGGCAAUUUGGUAAGGAUAAGGAUACUAUCAUUUCACUACAUGUGAUUAAAAGAGUAACAAUGCCAAUGUGAUUAAGAAUGUCGAUUAUCCAAAUGAUAUUGAAGGUAUUUGGACUUACAUUUACUAUUCAUACAGUUCAAAAGAAAACAAUGCAAUUGCCUUUAUUAAGUUUGGAGAUAGUGAUUUCUAAUAAGUGACUCAUUAAGUCGUUCAUCCAGCUGCAAAAUAAGUUAGAUUCAUCUUGGGAGGCACAGAUGAAAAGAGAUAUCCUGCAUUCAAUGGUCUAUUCACUAAUGUUUAUUUUAAUGCUAGAGUUGGAGCAUACAUCAAUUCAUUGCCAAAUCUCAACAAAUUACUAGAUACUUAAGGACCAAAACCAAGCAUAAAACUAGUUGAUUUGGCUACUACUAUUUUGAUUGAUAAGGAAAGUUCUAGAACUCCAAAGGAUGAGCCUAUCACAACUGAGGUGGAAGAAAAGAGGUUACCUCAUCAAUAUGCAUUCAGUGGUUGGUUUAGAUGGGGAGCUAUAGCAUAGGAAGCUUGGCAUAAUAUUUUCAGAGUAUAACUCAAGACACCUUCUACAGACAAUGUCUUGGGAGACAGAACCUUAUCAGCUUGGUUGGGAACAGCAGAAGGAGGUAUCAUCCAUCUACCUACAUACACAUACACUAAUAUGAAUGGAGGUGGAAGAAAUACUGAAUGGCAUUUCCUAUACUUUGGAUAUUCAAAGGAUUAAAACAAAGCUCAAGCUUAUAUUAAAUGGACUCAAUCAGAAGAUACUCUUGAAUACCCCGACACCAGACAUUACUUUGCAUCUAAAUUCUAUAUCUUCACAGGAAGAGAUAAACAUUACCCUGGUUUCAAUGGAAACAUUGCUUAAGCCAAAUUCAAUAUUGGUGAAGGAUCAUUUGUUCCAGACAAGAACUUCAACUUACCAAAAGAUCCAUUCUCAUUUGGAAGUGGAGUUAAUACCUACCAUAAAGACUAACCAAAACCAUAACCAGAAAUAAAACCAGAUACUAAAGUGCUUGAUAAUUCUGAAACACAGAAAGUACCAGUAGUGAACAAAGAGUUGAAGGAUGACAAGGAAUUAACAAGUUUAUGGAUAUGGAUUUUGGAUGAGAUAUUUGACAGUUUAUCCAGAAAGAUAAAUCAAUGGUAAGAAUUAACCAUGGUACUUUGUCUCAAGAUUGACAUGGAAUGA